Molecule: messenger RNA, 363 nt
Organism: Colletotrichum spaethianum
Lineage: Eukaryota; Fungi; Ascomycota; Sordariomycetes; Glomerellales; Glomerellaceae
Product: NADH-ubiquinone oxidoreductase 21. subunit
Exons: 2
Coding region: 1-363 (120 amino acids)
Biological process (GO): mitochondrial respiratory chain complex I assembly
Source: RefSeq, a predicted model, not a curated record
AUGGCCGGCGACGACGACACGUACCACCCCAAGGACGCCAUCAAGGCCAGCAUCACGGCCUCCGCGGCCCUUGGUGGUGCCGGUUUCUUCAUGGCCGCUGUCCACAAUGCCCUCCAGAAGCAGAACGUUGGCGCCAUGUCCGUUUUCACCCGCAGCGGCGGCAUCAUCGCCGUCAUGGCGAUUGGUGGCGGCGCGUACGGCUUUACCCAAUCCGCAAUGGCCAACCUCAGACAAAAGGACGAUGCGUGGAACACUGCGACUGCCGGUUUUGUUGCCGGUUCCAUCCUGGGAAUGACGAGUAUGGGCACCCCCUCCCUGAUGCUGAAGUUUUGCGAGAUAGGAUGCUUACGGGUUGCGACUUGA